Molecule: messenger RNA, 1764 nt
Organism: Sordaria macrospora k-hell
Lineage: Eukaryota; Fungi; Ascomycota; Sordariomycetes; Sordariales; Sordariaceae
Biological process (GO): secondary metabolite biosynthetic process
Molecular function (GO): flavin adenine dinucleotide binding; oxidoreductase activity, acting on CH-OH group of donors
Source: RefSeq, a predicted model, not a curated record
AUGGCCAAGCUCUCCAAGGUAGUCUUCCUUUGGAAGGUACUCUCUAUCCCUCUGGCAACUGCCUACCCUCAGCUCCAGAACGAAUUCAAGCAGCGAGCUGUGAAGCCUUCAGAGAUCAAGGGCUCGUAUGACUAUGUCAUCAUUGGAGGUGGACAGUCUGGCUUGGUUGUUGCCAACAGACUGUCUGAGGAUCCCAAGGUAUCCGUCCUUGUUGUCGAGUAUGGCUACUUCGACGACUCCUACGAUGUCCUCGAUAUCCAGAAGGUGUUCCGCGAUACCACGCACACCAAGUACAACCUGACUUCGGUUCCACAAACCCAAUUGGGAGAAGCAAACCAGGUUCAGAGCGUCCCGGCAGCUGCUGUCGUUGGAGGUGGCUCCGCCAUCAACGGCAUGUUCUUCAACCGCGGCGCUGCCGACGACUACGACAACUGGGAGAAGCUCGGCAACCCCGGCUGGGGAUUCAAUGGCCUCCUGCCCUACUUCAUCAAGAGCACGACGCUCCAAAUUCCUGACGCCGCGUUUGCCAAGGAGUUCAACGCCACCUGGGACGAGAAGGUGUAUGGCAAGAAUGGACCGAUCCAGGCUAGCAUCUACCCCGUUCAGUACCCGGCUCUUAAGUCGGUGUGGACGGGUUUCGAGGAGUUGGGAGCGGAACGCCAGAAGAGUGGUGAUGACGGAAAUGCUCACGGGUUGUUUUGGGCUACUCGCUCCAUCGAUGACCGCACCCGCACCCGCUCUUAUGCCCGCACCGGAUACUACGCCCCCGUAGCCGAGCGCAAGAACCUUGACCUCCUUACCGGGUGGCGCGUCAAUACCAUCACGUUUGACAAGAAGAAGCAAGCCACCGGCAUCAACAUGCAAUCCCGGGACUCCAUAACCGACGCCAAGGCCAAGAUCACUUCCAUCAAGGCCAGGAAGGAAGUCAUCCUCGCCGCCGGCGCCCUCCACACGCCCCAGAUCCUGCAACGCAGCGGUGUCGGUCCCGCCUCCCUCCUCCAAAAGGCCAACGUUCCCCUUGUCAUCGACCUUCCUGGCGUCGGCGCUAACAUGCAAGACCACCCCCAAGUAACCAUGAUCGUCGCUCUCCUCCCCCUCUCCCUCGUAUCCCCAGCGAACUACACCUCCCUCGCCAAGUCCUACCUCUCCCAGUCAUCCGCCGCUUAUUUGCCCGCGUCGUACAGCGCUGCCACCCUCAAAGCCGGCUACGCCAAACAGCAAAAGCUCCUUGGCUCGUCCCUGCUCCGCAAAGAUAACGCGGCCCUCGAGAUGCCCUUCGCCGGCAACGGCGGGUAUUACCUGCUCAUGCUGACCAAGCCAGUCUCGCGCGGCACCAUCAACAUUAACACCAGCAACCCGUACGCCGAGCCACUGGUGGAUUUCAACACCUUUGGCAACCCUGCCGACUUGGCCAUCGCCAUGGAAGCGUUCAAGUUCGGGCGCGUGCUGCAUAACACCAAAACCAUCUCAUCCACUUUCCACCCCGUAGAGCUGGCGCCCGGCGCGCAAGUUGCCAGUGAGAAAGAUCUGGAAAAGGCGGCGAGGGAUACAGUCGUUAGCACUACUGCGCAUUUGUCAGGGACGGCGUCGUUGAUGCCCCGCGAGCUGGGUGGUGUCGUGGAUACUGAGUUGAAGGUUUAUGGAGUCAAGGGAGUGAGGGUCGUGGAUGCGAGUGUUAUGCCGUUGAUUCCAGGGGCGCAUCUGUGUAGUACUGUUUAUGCUGUGGCGGAGAAGGCGGCGGAUUUGAUUAAGGGGAGGAAGUAG